This is a messenger RNA of Phasianus colchicus (ring-necked pheasant), 4603 nucleotides long. RefSeq names its product ribonuclease T2 (gene RNASET2). The record is from RefSeq and is a predicted model, not a curated record. Gene Ontology annotation, cellular component: extracellular region. Gene Ontology annotation, molecular function: ribonuclease T2 activity; RNA binding. Gene Ontology annotation, biological process: RNA catabolic process. NCBI's taxonomy places the organism in Eukaryota, Metazoa, Chordata, Aves, Galliformes, Phasianidae.
ACCGAACAGCAGAUGUGAGCACACCGAAGUGAUGAGUGGAGCAUUUCAGCAGUGGCAACCACAGCAUGAAAGAUGAGCCACAUUCCAGAUCACUGGCCACUGCUGUCACACCACAAAAUGAAGAGCAUCUUGACCAGUUAGUCUACACAAACUGGCUAAUUGUGCUGCCUGUUGUUUCCAAACAAGAACGCUAUCGUUUCAAACUUCCCCCAUUAUUUUGAGGAAGCAUACACAAACCCGUGCGCCACCGCUCCUUCACUACACUCACUUUAAUCGACAGCUUGCUGCAAGCUCAGACUAACAAGAAACAAAGAGGCCUCAGCAGGCUCCCGAAGGCUCCUCCCCACUGGACAGCCCAGCUCUCAGCUGUGUCGAAGGGCGGAAGUACGAGCCGCAGUAGGGAGGCAGGCGCUGCGCCCCUAUUCUCUGCCCCAUCCUGCUGCGGGCCGUGCGACCCACGCUGCGGAGAGGCUCAGGCGGCCCCGGCAGAACAGCAGCUAUUUGAUUAGCAAGAUGAAGCUUGCUAAGCUGCACUAUUGGAUUUUGGGUUGUUUUUUCAUGGCAUCAUGUUGUUGGUGUACUUCAGAUAAAUUCCCUCAAAGUGAUAGCCAUAAUCACACCUGGAAGAAGCUGUAUCUUGCUCACCAUUGGCCAGUGACUGUAUGCAAGAUGAGUGCUAAUGAUUGUCAAGACCCUCCAGACUACUGGACAAUUCAUGGACUGUGGCCUGACAAAGGUGAAGAAUGUAAUAGGACGUGGCAUUUCAACGUCACAGAGAUUAAGGAUCUUAUGUCAGACAUGAGACGCUACUGGCCUGAUGUGAUUCAUUCAUCUCUGAAUCGUACCCACUUCUGGAAACAUGAGUGGGAGAAGCAUGGCACUUGUGCAGCCUCGCUUCCAAUCCUUGAUUCUCAGAAGAAAUAUUUUAGUAAAACCCUGGAACUCUACCAGCGUGUUGACCUUAAUGGUUUUCUUCUGAAAGCUGGGAUAAAGCCAGGCAGUACAUACUACCAGAUGGCUGAUAUAAAGGAAGUGCUUACAAAACUUUAUGGUGUUACACCAAAGAUCCAGUGUCUUCCUCCAGAAGAGAGUGAAAAAGCACAAACGCUUGGUCAGAUUGAAUUCUGCUUCACCAAGGAAUUGAAUCUGAGGAACUGCACAGAGCCGAAGGGUGAAUCCAGCCAAAUGCACACCAACUUACAGCUUGUGACAGAGGAGUUAUCUGUCUGCAAUGACACUCUCCCAGUCUAUUAUCCUUCACAAGUUCAAGAUUACAAAUGGAGCCUCAAAAGCUUGAAAAACUUCUUCAACAAAACAAAUUAACAACAACAAUCCCUUAAAGUCAUACCUUGGAAAGCAAUUUUGACUUAGCAAUAUUACAAAACCUUGCCUGUAUCAGGUAUUCUGAGGACAUUUCUGCUGGGGGAAAAGAAAACCAAAAAACUGCUUUGACCAUUAUAAAAGAAUAGUUCACAUUGUAAUACCAGCUAUGUAGACUGAAGUCUUGAAUUUCUGGUCUAAUACAGAUAAAAUCAGAAUCUGAUUUAGAGCUUUGUCUAUGCUUCUUGGCUUAUUUUGUUUAAUUUGAAUCAGUGUUCAAAUGAGCUGUGACGACUUACAGUUCAAUCUGCCACUUCAGCCACAUGUCUUUUUGGCAGUGACUCAGGGUAGCUAAGUUAUUCUUUGUUUUUAAAAAGAUGCUUAUCAACUUGAUGACAAUUUAUUGAAGGGAAUAUUGUAAAAUGGAAGAACUUGAGAUCUGUCUGGUGCUUUAUGUAAGUAUGUUCUCCAGAAGCACUGAACUACUGAAAUUCUGUAGCAUUACAGCCCCAUUCUGUAGCAUUAAACCUUUCCUCACUCAUAUCACAGGUGCCUGAAAAUGACAACCUUUUAACAGCUACAACUUACUGGCAUCUGUAAAAGAACCCCAAGAUUGUAUUUGUGCCUUCACCUGCUCAUAGGUUGAUUUUGGUACAGUGACUAAUACCAUCAUGAAGAGUGACUGAUUUUAAAUUGUCUGCUAUUAUAGGAAAAUAAUAUUGGACUCUAGAAACAUUCUUAAUUUUUAACAAACUUGAACAGUUAGCACUUCCAUGGAAGUAUAUGCCUGAAAUUCUGUUUAAAAAUAAGAUUGUCAUAUAAUCACUUGGUUCUGAGAAACAGCUUUUUAUAGGCAAGCAGGAAAUACUGCAGGGAUUUCGGUGAAAAGUACAAAUGUGCAAUGGUGUUUUUAAUCCCAUAACAAUAACUAGCCAUGAAGUUGCAUGCUUCCAAGUAGAACUGAUUUAGAUGAGAUCCUCCACACAGUGCUAUGGUGAUGCAGGUGUCUCAAAAUUGUCUUUGAAGGACAAUUACAACUCAAAGAACCAUCUGUUAGAAAAAUGUAUUACUGCAAAAAUAGUAAAAGCAUUGCUAAGGACAAAUGUAUGAUUUCUCUUAGGUUUAGAAACCAUUCAUAUUUAUUUUGCUUGUCCCUGUACCUCUCCUUUAAGGCUGUUACCUUGCCAUUCCAGAGUACUGUUGUUGGUUUUUUUUUGGGGGGGAGAAGGGGGUUCAAGUCUUCUCUAGAACUUUGAAUUCUUUAUUUUUUUUUUAAUAAUGAGAUUGGGUAUGAUCUGCAUUUUAGCAUGUCAACACUUCAGUGGAGUGAGGGUUUUUUCUUUCAAACUUCUUUCCUUCCCGAGUCAAGGAGUAUACUAAUGUAACAGAUCUGGAAUAUUCUGUACAACCUUUAAAAUCAACAGUGAAAAAGUUAUCCUUUUAUUCUUUCUCCCUAUACCAUUAUUGUUGUAAUGGAAAUACUCAAAAUUGAUUUUUGACAUCAAAAAUAUGAAAUUCUGAAGGGAAAAGGCAGAGGAUGUUGCAUGUGGUACUUCUUGUAUUCUUGUAAAGAGGUAUAAGUUCACUGCUGUUUUAAUACAUUAGUGUUUUUGGGUGAACUGAUUUCAAGGAGUUUAUGAUUAUAUUAAAUUUUAGGGUUUUUUUCAGUGACUUUUGGCUGAAAUUCACUUUUACAUCUUUUUUGAAGUGUAACGGGAUCAAUCCUGCUCUUGAUUCAAUGAGAACUUUGCAUGCAUUUCUGAGCGGAAGGUGACUCAAAGACCAGAAAUUAUCUGUUGUGCACUGGUAUUUUUGGCCAUGUUUCAGGGAGUGCUCUGAUCCAGUAUUUUCUCUGGGGUUGACUUUAAUAAUUGUGUAAUAGUCUGAUAAGAACAGUGAAGAGCGCAUUAUAAAACUUCUGUAUGUGUAUAUGUUUAUGUAUGCAUUGUAUAUGAUAUCAUGUCUGUUUGCAAUUAAGAGUACCAAUACAGCUUGAUUAUGAAUACAGUUCUCGAUUAGAACAAUUGACUUCUCAAAAUCUCUGGAUGUUGUCAUCUUGGGAGCAAGGGUCAGCACAAGAAAAAAGACAAAAUCCGUAAUGGUACACUCUCCUGUCAGAUGAAUGAUUGCUGGGUGUACUGGUUAUUUUAAUUCCUUGUUCCUCUCAAUGGCUGAAGGAAACCUCAAAUAGAAGCAAUAGGAAUAUUGCUGGUUUUUGUACAGGCUUAAUGGAAGCUUGAGUCAAUAGCCUCUUUUUUUUUUUUUUAAUUGUAGUAUAAAUUGUUUUCCUUUAUAUCUCCAAAUAAUGCCUAGGGAGACAAAAUAUAUUAUGUACAAAAUCUUCACAGUUCAAAUGUAAUGCAUUAGUUUAAGCAAAGCUGACAGCUGCAAAUACUGGCUUCAGGAAGAAGUAGUGCAGGCACAGCCUUCACAGUGUGAUGCUACACAUUCAAGCUGAUUCUUACAAAAUAGUCAGCAGAUCAAGACAAAUCAAAACUAUUGACCUCUGCAGGAGAACAGACAGUGCAGCUGCCAUAUACUUCUCAGCCUUCUGUUCAAAUGCAAGCAAUGUACGGGAGCUGCUAAGUUCUAGAACUUAGUGGAGAAACUGUACCCUCUGAAAUGGGAGAGGGAGGAAGGGAGGCUUCAAAGCCAAUAGCAUGCUGAACAAGAAUCCUGCUACUGAAUGAGAAAAUGAUUGAUGAAGGCUAGGUCAAGGUGAACUAAAAAUAAAUCACAGACAGAAUCUCAGUGUGGCUGAGGCUGGAAUGGACCCUUGGUGUGUCUGGUCCAACCCCUAUUCCAGCAGGGACACCCAGAGUAGGGUGCCCAGGCCUUUGUCCAAUACAUUUAGUAUUUCAGCUUGCAAUGAUAGAUAUCUUAGCAAUAUAUACAACUACUGUGACUUGGUAUUUAUAAUCCCACCUGCAUAAUUUCUAGGACGAUGUAAAGGCUUUUGAAAAACAAUUGGCUGACUUAUGCAGAGAACUUCAGAGAUAUGUACAAAGGAUUCUCUAAAGACAGCCAAAGGAGCAGAUGAAUGAAUGGUAGCACCAGUUCAGACCAGAGAUUAUGGCUAUCCCUAGCAAUGACUCACAGCAAAUUACCAACCUUUGCAAUUGCUUUUCAUCAGGAUGCAUGUAAUUCUAAGAGUUUUAUGAACACAAUUUAAAUAUGAGAGGUAAACAAAAGUAUGUUGGGAACCUCAGGAUUUGCUUUCAGUUCUAAAAAGUGGUGCUUACUUCCUUAAGCAAAAUAAAAUCUGUCAGCCUUGAAAACUGAA